AUGUCCCAGCCGCUCUUCAACCAGCUGAGGCACCCCACCGUGAUGAACGCCCCGCAGGGCCACGCCGCCGGGCCGCCGCAGGGGCCCGGCAUCGCCGGCGCCAGGUUCCCCUCCGGCGGCAUUGCCUUUCCCGCCCAGAGCCCGGCCUUAGCCGCGCCGGGGAGCGGCCUGGGGCCUGUGCAGGCCCAGACCCCCAACGCCAUCGUCGUGAACCCUUUCGGAGGCGUCAUGGCUCCGACCUCCGGCCAACAGCCCGUGGUGGUGGGUCUCAACAAGGCGGGCGCCUCCACCUCCGCCGCCGCGGGGGGCUUUUACGAGUACGGCAAGCAAAACGCCGCCGCUGCCGCCCCUCAGGCCUACGCCUCGGAGGGGGACCAGCCCAGCCAGCACGGCUUCCUCGCCGGCGGGGCCCACGCAGGCUCCUCGGCGGCGGGGCCGUGCUACGAGGGUCGCUUUGGGGCUGCCAGCCAGCUGCAGCACGAGGCGGCGGCGGCGGCAGCCUUUCCCAAGGAGGCCUACGGGGCCACGGCGGCACAGCACGGGGCGGCACGGGCCUUCCCCAGCGACCCGCACGCGGGCUCCCAUCCGAAAGGAGAUCCCGGCCCCGUCUUGCACGGCAGCGGCGCGAGCAGCCAGUGGGAAAACAUCCCUAAUUUCCCCGGCCAAAACAAGCCUGACCUCGUGCCCGGCGACAGCCUGUGGCCGUCGGCGAGUCAGCAGCAGUAUGAAAUAAGAAACGAGCUCUACGACCCCGAGGAGCCGACACCUGACACAAAGUUCAGCGCGGCCGCCCCCCCCGCCUUCGGCCGCCUCAACCACAGCAAGCAGAGCUUCGGCAGCCCUCGCAUGAGGCAGAAGGAGGAGCGGAGCGGCGGCGCGCCUGACCUGCCCGCCCGCUCCCUGCCGCCGCACCAGCUGGGCGACCUCCGCGGCGCGGCCCCCCUCCACUUCCCCCACGUCUGCGCCCUGUGCGACAAGAAGGUCUUCGAUCUGAAGGACUGGGAUCAGCACAUUAAGGGAAGUCUUCACAUCCAAAAAUGUAUGGCUUUUUCAGAUAACACUGGUGUCCGGUGUGUGUUAAGCUCAGCAGAUGGAGCAUUGCAUUUAUCACCAAAUAAUGCAGCAGUUUUCAAUCCAUCUAGUAUCGAAGAUUAUCCACCAAAUGUCGGCGCAUCUUUUAUCACUACGUCAGCAAGAUCCUUUGGCCAGCCAGGUCCUACAUUUUCUUCUCUUCCAUCAGGGGUAAGAUUUCCCCAGAGGAAAUCUACACUGGGUCGAGUUGUUCACAUCUGCAACCUCCCCGAGGGAAGCUGCACAGAGAAUGAUGUCAUUAACCUGGGCCUCCCAUUUGGGAAGGUCACCAACUAUAUCCUCAUGAAAUCCACUAAUCAGGCCUUUCUGGAAAUGGCUUACAGUGAAGCAGCACAAGCCAUGGUGCAGUACUACAAAGAAAAACCUGCUAUGAUAAAUGAUGACAAGUUACUUAUUAGGAUGUCUAAAAGAUACAAGGAAUUGCAGCUGAAGAAACCAGGUAAGAACGUGGCUGCUAUCAUCCAGGACAUCCACUCGCAGAGGGAGAGGGACCUGCUGCGUGAAGUGGACAGGUAUGGCACGGAGAGGCCCCGCUCUCGCAGCCCCAUAAGCCGUUCCCUGUCGCCCCGAUCCCACACUCCCAGCUUUACUUCCUGCAGUUCACCCCACAGCCCAAUGGGGACCGGCAGGACUGACUGGGGAAAUGGGAGAGAGUCGUGGGAUCAGUCCCCGUAUUCUCGACGGGAAGAGGAAAGAGACAGCAGAGAAUGGCGAGAGAAUGGGGAUGAGAAGAGGGACAGGACUGACACGUGGGUACACGAGAGGAAACAUUAUUCCCGACAGCUGGACAAGUUUGAUUUGGAUGAACGGAUUGAAGGAGGCAGAGGGCACAGAGAAAAGUAUUUAAGGAGUGGUUCCCCUGGCUCCCUUCACCCUUUAUCUGGCUACAAGAGCAGGGAAGAUGACUAUUACCGGAAAACCUCUAAGUCAAAAUCUGACAAGUUUCAGAGGCAGCUGCAGGAUUUACCUGGGAGAUCUAAGAGAAAGGAGGAGGCAAAGUUAAGGGAACGCAGGCAUUCUUACAGCGAGGAUGCUGCCAGGGAGGAGGCAGCUGAACAGAAGCACAGCAAAGCGUCUGAGGGCUCCAGGCAAAAACAAAGUGAUAAGAAUAAGGUGAAGAAGGCUGAAAAAGACCAAGAGGAACAUGCUGCUGCUGAAGGCAGUGAUGUGAAGGAAACCAAGCCUCCCGAGAAUGAGCUUGGAAAAGAGGAGCAAGUUCCAGAGAAGAGCUCACCUUCAGCUGAUAAACAAAGAAAAGAAUCUGGAGAGAUUCUGGAAAACACAAGAAAAGAGAAGGACCGAGACUGGGAGAGUGGAAGUGAGAUAGAAGGUGAGACCUGGUAUCCUGCUAACAUGGAGGAAUUAGUGACAGUAGAUGAAGUGGGAGAAGAUGAUUUAAUUAUGGAGCCUGAUAUAACUGAGCUUGAAGAAAUAGUACCAGUUGAUCAAAAAAAUAAAACCGCUUCAGAAAUAUGUCCCUGUAUGUCAACUAUGUUAGAACUGAAAAAUGAUCACAGCCACUUAAUCAGGAGUGAAGACAAAUUUGCCCAUAAAGCUUUAGAAACAAACUUCAGAUCAGCAAAGGGCAGUGUAGCUUCUAGUGGCUGUCAGGAUGAUGAGGAGGAUGAUGAUAAUGAUGAUGCUGUAACUGAAGCAUCAAGCCUAAAUCUGGACCCUGAGCAGAAGCCAGAGGAAUUGCAAGAAGACCAAUCUGCUAAGGAGUCUGAUCCCCAGCAGAAGGAAGGAAAAAUCGAUAAGAGCUCUGACACUCGUUUAGAGCCCGAAGAUCACCAUAUACCUUCUGUUGCUCUGAAAGAAGAGACUCUCCAGCUCCCUGAUACAUUUAUAGAUGAUUACAAACAGAUGGGAUCACAAGGAGCUGAGAGCAGAGAAGUUAUGGAAAUGCUUGUUAAAAACGCUAGUGAGGAAACAAGACACGGAAGCCAAGAGUGUCCAGAGGCCAAGGCAAAUUCUAGGUACCUGGAAAUGAGAUCUCUGGAAUACCCGGAGGUAGAGUCUAAAAGAAGGCACUCUCCGCCAGGCUGGGAACAAGAGGACGUCUUCACUGAACUCAGCAUUCCCCUGGGUGUGGAAUUUGUGGUGCCUAGAACUGGGUUUUACUGCAAGCUCUGUGGACUCUUCUACACAAAUGAAGAGACAGCAAAGACAAGUCACUGCAGAAGUACUGUUCACUACAAAAAUCUUCAGAAGUAUCUAUCCCAGCUUGCAGAAGAGAGCCUGAAAAUGAAGGAAGAAGGCAGCCAUCUGCCUCAGGAUGACACUGGCAUUGUUCCUCACUUUGCAAAGAAAAAACUGUGA
This is a messenger RNA of Haliaeetus leucocephalus (bald eagle), 3411 nucleotides long. It is a transcript of the gene RBM20, whose product is annotated as RNA binding motif protein 20. The transcript is spliced from 13 exons. Lineage: Eukaryota; Metazoa; Chordata; Aves; Accipitriformes; Accipitridae. Gene Ontology annotation, biological process: regulation of RNA splicing. Gene Ontology annotation, molecular function: mRNA binding; zinc ion binding. Gene Ontology annotation, cellular component: nucleus. Bases 1 to 3411 code for a protein of 1136 amino acids. The record is from RefSeq and is a predicted model, not a curated record.